AUGAAGCUAGCUAUUCUGAUUGUCUUUGUGGUUGGGCUAGUCAUCCAGGUCCACGGUAAGAUGGUCAAACAUAAUCAGUAAAUGUACUAUUUUUGUUGUUUUGAUUUUUGGUGUAAUCAGUAGUCCACUAUGUAUCCAUAUGGAAUGUUAAAACCAGGUCGAAAAAGGAAAAGUAUGAUAAAAAGAAAAAAACUUCACAAGAUUAUAGUGUGAAAAAGUGUACUUAAAACUGAAGAUCUAAAAAUUCACAUUUUUGUAUAGCACUGUAUACAUUUUUUUGUUUUGAGUUUUGGUAUAAUCAGCAAAGUUAUAAUGAAAACAUAAGCUUUUAAAAAGCAAGCCAUUCCAAAAACGUUUGGGGUACAGGUCUUCUUAUUGGUAUAUCUGAUCAAUUUUCCUUUAUACCUUGGAAGUGAACUAUGUAUUGCAGGAUGGCCUUUAUACUUGAACUUGCAAAAAAAAUAAAGGUCACUAGGAGCUCAUCUAAAAUAUUAAAACGUUUUCACUGGUAAAUUAAUAUGUCUAUUCUUGAUCAAAAUAUAAUCAUACGCAGCCUCUUCUCCCUUUUUUGUGGGAAUUCAAGAGCACUUUCAGUGGUCCAGUUGAGGUGGAGAUGUUCAAUAUUAUACAACUAUCCCCCGAAGGGGAGGUGAAUAGUUAUGGUAUACUGAGACGCGAAGCGUCGAGGUAUAUAUCCAGCGCUGUUCACCGACCCUGAAGGGGAUAGUUGUUUUAGUAUUUACCGAAUCAGUUGGAUAAAAAUGAAACAAGUAACUUUUUGUUGUGUUAUUAUUUUGUUGCAAAUUGAGCAUGAAAAUAAUUUUCUACCUACCAGUAAACACUGACAAGCCAAAGUUCGUCGCUUCCUUGAUAUUUGUUUGUACGACUGCUUCAUUUAUCGCUGAAAAUCAUCUCUUUCGAAAAUGUCUCGAGACGAGACGCCAUCUUGGCUCCGGUUGCAAAACACUGAAUAGCCAAGGAUAUUCGGAGAUACGGGAGCCAAUCAAAAGGCACGAGAACUGCUAUUCACUGAUUUGGUAAAUACUAAACAUGUAUAUUAAUAAAUCUAUUCAUGAUCAAAAUAAAAUCAUAAACAGCCUCUCCUCCCUUUUUUGUGGGAAUUCAAGAGCUUUUCAGUGGUGCGGUUGGGGUGGUGAUGUUCACUCCGUUAUGAUAUCUUGGGUUCUAUUUUUUGUUCGUGGCACUCUUAGGCUGUGUUCAAACUUUGCUGGAUAGCACUUUCGCGCCGCCACGAGAAUCAUAGGGGAUAGGGCUUCUGGUCACACAUAGGAACGGUUGUGGUGGUACGAUUUAUGUGACGGGGCGAAGCUGCGCCACGCCAAUCUCUAAAGUGGAGAAUCACAUGUCAGAUAGGUGUUCAUACUAUAACGGAUAACUUAGUGUGAACAUAGCCCAUGUCAACCUCGUCCCCAGGGCGCUUUUCCAUAGCUUUGGAGCCACUUCACCUCCAAGGCCAUGGAAAAGCGCCCUGGGUAAGAGGGUGAGCCCAAGUAACCCGAGAAAUAACUUUGAGUUUUAAUCUUUGAAAGGGGGGACGUGAAAAAAGUAGCAAAAGUGUAUUGUAUUCUUUUGCUUUCAAGGCAAGGUGGUUGGGAUUAGCAUCUUAAAGGUUUGUCUUCGAGUAUGCCGGACUUAAAGGGAUCAGAGCCAUGAAAAAUGUUUGGAAAGUAGUACUCUCACCUAGUCCAGAAUCAAGAUCCUUAAUUCGCCACUUUAGAAACAAGAAGGAAACUUUCGCAAUGAUUUCUCGGACUGUUGCUAAGGGUCAGCCAAUAGCUGACUGGCGUGUCCCCAGUAACAAUCCCACAAACAAUUGUGGGACACAUUUCGGCUCCAGUCCCCUUCUCGUUUCUAAAAGAGCCAAGCUCUCUUUUUUAUCUAACAUCAAAUAUUUCAUCUUUAAGCCUUCUACUGCAAUUUUGACCGCAACCAAUGUGAAUUUGUUCAGCGACGAGAUGACAAGUUUGACUGGGUCAGAAAAAGAGGCGUGACACCGUCAGGCGGAACAGGACCUGAAUCUGAUGUUAGCGGAAAAGGUAAAUUUAGUAAAGACGAUAUAAUGCAAGGAAAAUACUCGAAUGCCCAUGGAGGAUAAGCUUGAAAUAAUGCUGCUACCUUGUUCGGAAGAAGGUAGCAUGGCAAAGUGGUCGUUAUUUUACCUACUUUUACUUAUGUUUUAAUAAAACAAAGGUUAUCUUAAUUCAUAACUUACUUUUUUCUAGGUUAUUACAUGUACGUAGAGGCAUCCCGACGAAGGAAAGGUGACAACGCUAAGCUAGAACUGAGAUCUGGUUUACCUACUGGUAAAACAUGUCUGUCAUUCUUCUACAACAUGCAUGGAGGACACAACUACAUGGGUACACUUCGUGUUCUCAUAAAUGGAGAAACUGUUUUCCAGAAAAGCGGAAAUCAGGGAAACACAUGGCAUAAAGCUGAACUUACUUAUCGCGAGGGCAUAUCGUCGGUAAGAGUACAAAAGGAAGCUAAAGCGUAUGUGUAUGUUGCAUGAGCAGUGGCUCACGACAUUUGAACAUCAGCUCUGGUGUGGCAAAAAACCACACUUCGUCUUGAUCAAUAAAACAUGCAGGAAAAAACAAUAAUUUGACCAAUAUCAAACCAAAUGACCGAACAAGCUUGAUCAAUGACACAAAUAUACAUGAAUCGGCAGAAACGUCUGUCUUCUUCAGAGCUAGUAAUACAGGGAACGGGUCGGACAACUUACUUUCGAGAAUGUAAAAUAUUAAUUUAAAAGUUAUAACUUCAAAAUUUCAAAAUGACACAAUGAAGUGACUGAGGGAUGGCGUUUGCCAAGGGUUAUAAACAGCCUUUUUAAUCAUGCGUUUGGAAGAUGGUGCUAGAAUAAUGGCGUAUUUCAAAAGACUCACUUGAGUAAAAGUAGCGACAUCGCAGAGUUAAGCUAAGUAUUUGAAAUGUGCCAAGUGUUAACCUUAACAAGUAGAAAAGUGAUGGGUGGUAUCACCUUCUUAACAUGCAAGCAUGUAAGGAUGCGGGUUGCUCUUCGCCUGGUAUAUAAACGAAAGUUAUGCUGGGGGUAGCGCUUAAGAAGACUGGCAUCACUCUCAGAGAGAGAAGGGGAAGGAGAAAGUAUCUCUGUUGGUGAUAUCUUCAAGUGUGUUCAAAACUAAUAGCUGUCAUACUAAAGAGGCAGCGUUAACUACGAAUCCACUAAGAAUUCGUGUUUUGGCUUAAUAUUUAUCCGCUUCUCUUUCAUCUGACAGGUUGUGUUUGAGGGUGUUGUUGGUAGGGGCUACCUUUCAGACAUUGCUAUCGAUGAGAUCAAGACAGAAACCUGUGGGGAAGGGGGAGGAGGUGACGGAAGUAAGUACCCUCAAUCCCGCUUUCUUUCAUGUCUAGCAAUUACAAAAACAGCCAAACAUUAUGAAUGUAUAACAAAUUUCAUACGUCGCUUUCAUCAACAGCUGUUCCACCACCUUCACAACCAAGCACUACAACAAAAGCGCCAGAGACACCUCUUCCUCCUUUCGGUAAGUUACCAAGAAAUUUGCACCCAAAAUUCUGCACGCUACUCCAUCAGCGGAGGUCGCUAGGACAUUAAGCACCAGCUCAUCUCUUAGAUAAGACUCUGCCCAAAAUCAGAUGCAAAUGUUAUUUUGUUAGGUAAUUGUGGCAUUCGUCCCUCUACAAGAAUUGUUGGUGGUGUGGACUCAUCUCCAGGAGACUGGCCAUGGCAGGCCAUGUUGACGUCAUCUCCAAAUGGUUACGUGUUCUGUGGUGGAUCAUUGGUUGCUCCUCAGUGGCUAGUUACAGCUAGUCAUUGUGUUAAAGGAACUUCGGCAGCCUCCAUUUACGUUCGGUAUAAGUCAUUCAUUUUAUCUAUUUCUCGCUUAAAUACUGAGCACCCUUACAGUCAAUCUGGUACACCGUUAUGUAUAUGUACAUCACUUAAUGCCUACAUCCAUAUAUAUUAUGGAUAUAAACGGGUUAAAAUGAAGUUUAUUCGGUCCCUACUUACCCAUAUCUAGAGACUCAUCAAGGAAGAAAUUCUGACAGAGGAAAAGCCCAAUAACAAUCCUCACAAGACAAAAUUUUUAUUCAAUUUUUUCAUUUGUGACGACCGCUCUUGUUGGUAAACCAUUUCUAGUUUAUUUUGCUUUCUGUAACAGCUCUAUUGCAGUUUUGCUUAUGGGAGCUCAGUCUUGACGCGUAGAUAAAUCCACCUCGUGUUGGUAUGCCAUGGUCCAAGUACUAUCUGGUGACUUAAACUUUAAAUCGCACUAAUUAAGGGUUUAUAGUCAGGGCACUUUGCACUUCCAUUAUGUUAAAUUAAAUAUUCUUUUUCCUUUCUGAAAGACUUGGCGCCCAUAAAAGAACAGACCUUGUGGGUACAGAACAAGACUUCAGAGUAGCUAAAGUGAUCAUGCACCCCUUUUAUCACAAACCCAUUGGUAUGAGCCAUGACAUUGCCCUUCUCAAACUGGACCGACCGGCGGCGCUGAACAAGUAAGCUCAGUAGAGACGUAAUGCAAUCGUAGAAUAUGUUAAAUUUUCGGAAUAACAACUUGUCUAUCUAUGGCGUAAGGACUGUCAAACAGAUUUUUUUAAGAAAGUGCGAAUUGCUAAUGACUGGUUUUUGUCACAGGAUUUUACAUAGACGGGAAGUGUGGCAGGUUAGGGUGGAAAAUAGAAAACGAAACAAAAAGACAAGAGAUCCAGGAGGGGACAAUUGAAACCAAGACAGCCCAAUCAAAUAUCUAUUCCACCCACUCCGAGAUUCAUUUCAGCACAUAGGUCAAUUGUUCCUAGAAAGUGGACCAUGUGGCCUAAAGUAAGGUAGCCUAAUCAGGCUCUUGAAAACAGCCACCAGUUGGCACCUAAAAAAAAUCUUAGUAAGGGUUUACACGUGUUUAAUGAUAAAUGACAAACUCGCAGAAUUGCUUUUCAUGUAUUUCAACAAUAGGUUCGUCAACUUGGUAUGCCUUCCAGGAUCCGUUCCAGCUCCUGUAGAAGGCAAGAAAUGUUGGAUCACCGGCUGGGGAAUGAACAGACCCAUUGGAGGCUCUAGUCCAGUUACCUUACAACAGGCGUCAGUGCCUAUUGUUGGCAGAAACCGCUGUGAAUGGGCUUAUCUUGGACGGAUUCAUGACUCCAUGAUCUGCGCUGGUCUGGAUCGGGGCGGUAUUGAUUCCUGUCAGGGAGAUAGUGGGGGCCCGAUGGUGUGUGAGGAAGGCGGGAGAUUUUACCUUCAGGGAGUAACAAGCUGGGGUCAGGGAUGCGCUAGACCAAAUAAGUAUGGCGUAUAUGCAAGAGUGAAAUAUGUUAUGGGUUGGCUCAAAAAGGAGAUGACCAGUAACUAG
Molecule: messenger RNA, 5357 nt
Organism: Porites lobata
Lineage: Eukaryota; Metazoa; Cnidaria; Anthozoa; Scleractinia; Poritidae
Source: the annotation of a GenBank genome assembly